Molecule: messenger RNA, 644 nt
Organism: Trachemys scripta elegans
Lineage: Eukaryota; Metazoa; Chordata; Testudines; Emydidae
Gene: ATG12
Product: autophagy related 12
Exons: 4
Coding region: 29-457 (142 amino acids)
Biological process (GO): autophagosome assembly; nucleophagy; autophagy of mitochondrion
Cellular component (GO): cytoplasm; phagophore assembly site membrane; Atg12-Atg5-Atg16 complex
Source: RefSeq, a predicted model, not a curated record
CGUCCGCCCUUACUUGCCCGUAAGCAGUAUGGCGGAAGUGGAGGAGCAGCUACCUCUCUCUCCUCAGGACGGUAGCCGAAACGAGUGUGGAGAAGAGCCCCCGGAUAGGGGAGCUGUGGUGGGGGUUGCCGAGCCGGCUCCCCCUUCAGCCGGCUCCCUGGUGACCGAGGAACCUGCCGAGGACUCCAAGAAGAAAAUUGACGUCCUGCUGAAGGCUGUGGGGGACACGCCGAUCAUGAAGACCAAGAAGUGGACCGUGGAGAGGACCCGCACCAUCCAGGGGCUCGUUGACUUCAUCAAAAAGUUCCUCAAGCUGGUGGCCUCGGAGCAGCUGUUUAUAUAUGUGAAUCAGUCCUUUGCUCCUUCUCCAGACCAGGAAGUCGGGACACUCUAUGAGUGUUUUGGAAGUGAUGGCAAACUUGUACUGCAUUACUGCAAAUCUCAAGCGUGGGGAUGAAUGGUAAGCAGCCAUUGAUGCCCAGGACUGGCCUUCAGAAAGGAAAAGGCCUCUGAUAAUCUUCAGAAACAAUGCCCAUGGACAUGCUGAAGAGAAUUGUAUAUUACUGCCUAUGAAUUUAUUUUAUUCUGUGCAUUUAUCUACAAAAUGAUGCAGAUGACUUGCAUAAAAGAAGAGCUACAUAGAA